CUCUCCUCAGCUACAAAUACUCUUGCCGUUUCUUUUCUCGCAACUACUCGAAAACCCUAAUUCUCCUUGCCUUUGCCCUAUCUCCUUCCUCCGAGAUGGCGAGAACGAAGCAAACCGCGCGUAAGUCGACUGGCGGCAAGGCUCCAAGGAAGCAGCUGGCCACCAAGGCGGCCCGCAAGUCUGCCCCGGCGACUGGCGGCGUCAAGAAGCCACAUCGAUUCCGUCCCGGAACUGUUGCGCUGAGGGAGAUCAGGAAGUACCAGAAGAGCACGGAGCUUCUCAUUCGCAAGCUUCCGUUUCAGCGGUUGGUGCGCGAGAUCGCCCAGGACUUCAAGACUGAUCUACGCUUCCAAAGCUCCGCUGUCGCUGCGCUGCAGGAGGCCGCAGAGUCGUACCUGGUGGGUCUUUUUGAAGACACUAAUCUCUGUGCCAUUCAUGCCAAGAGGGUCACUAUCAUGCCUAAGGAUAUUCAGCUCGCUCGCCGCAUUCGUGGUGAGAGGGCUUAGGUGUUCGUAGAGUUUCGUAUGGAAGAUUAUGAGUUUUUUUUUUUAGGGCUUUGAUUUACAGUGUUUUCAGAUGCCUAAUAUUUGUCUUUCUUCACCUUGUGGAAAUGUGAGAUUAAAGAAAAUUAAUGGUGCAAAGUUAUCUGGUCUAAUGUUU
Molecule: messenger RNA, 660 nt
Organism: Dendrobium catenatum
Lineage: Eukaryota; Viridiplantae; Streptophyta; Magnoliopsida; Asparagales; Orchidaceae
Product: histone H3.2
Exons: 1
Coding region: 96-506 (136 amino acids)
Cellular component (GO): nucleosome
Molecular function (GO): DNA binding; protein heterodimerization activity; structural constituent of chromatin
Source: RefSeq, a predicted model, not a curated record